AUGGUGUCCCUCUGGCCAUGGAAGGGCUCUGGUACUUCACCAGCGGAGUUCGAAAAGACUCUAUCCACCUUAUCUGCGAAGAUCGCGCGGGCAACUACCCGACUGGACGGCUACAGACAACGCUCGCGACGAUAUAGGGUCUUAUGGACCUUGUAUACCUCCUUCGCAUACCUUCUCUACUCGAUCAUCGUCACACUCGUGCUCGGAUGGCAAAAUUGGGGCCCUUGCGAAUACUCCACUGUGGCAGGUGGGCCGGUUUUGAUUUACGUUGUUCGGCUAGGCCUAGAUAAGUAUUACCAGUACCGCAUCUCCGGCACGCACAGCCAUCUUGAUGAGCUACACAAGCAGCGGGAUGCAACUAUUGAGAAACUCAAGGAGGCUACGAGGUACAACUCCACCCAACAACUGUUGGAGAAGUAUGGUGGGGACUCACCCAAGCGUCCCGAGACUCAGCAGGGCACAGCUUCCGGAGUAGAAGGACCAGUAGCUAGUAAAAAGAGAGACCCGCGAAUGAGAGCGUCGCUCCCUCUACCAGCCGCAGGUGGGAGAACGGGAAUCCCUCCCCCCCCAACGGCAAACAUCCCACGAAUGCAACCAGGCUCGGUGCCGACAACCCCCAUUCGAUCUCCACCUAUGCACGACCAACGCAGGAUACUACGCCCAUCUAACUUAAAUCCGAAUACCAACCAACCAGGACAGUUGGCUCAGGGCAAUUCUCCCUCCGUGGACGAACCUGGCUUCGCUCCCAAUGCCUUCCCACCUUCUCAACCCCAACAACUUCACGCCUCCCAACUUCAACCUCACUGGUACGACAGAAUCCUCGACGUCCUACUAGGCGAAGAUGAAACACUCGCGAAGAACCGUCUUGCACUGAUAUGCACUCAAUGCCGCCUGGUCAACGGCCAAGCUGCACCGGGCGUCCGGAGCCUUGAAGAGAUCGGCCGCUGGCGCUGCGGUUCAUGCGGCGCCUUGAACGGUGAAGAAAGUGAAACAACAAAAGCUCUCACGGGCAUCCAGGAAGCUGCAGCUGCAAGCGCCUCAGCAACUGUCACAACAACUCACCGUAGCCGCAGUAGUGAAGACAACGCUGGCGCCUGUGGCGGCCAGGCUGCCCGCAGCUGGGAUCGGAACAAGAGCGAUCAUGCACGUCUAAUUCAUGAAGUUUCCCAGGCAUCUAGACCUGGUUCAAGAGGGGGUGAGAACGGGGCAUGGGACCCCGUUUCGGGGCAGAGAAGUCUCAUUGGCGAGAUGGGGUCUGGGAAUUCUUCCGUGGGGAAAGGGAUGGAUGCGGGCGUGAGUACGCUCGUUGACUCCACGAGUAGCGAAGGGGAGGAAUAUUAUGAUGACGAUGAGGAUAUUGAGGAUUCCGAUGAAGUUGAGGUGGAAGUGAAGGAGGCGCAUGACGGAGAUCAAGCGACAGGAGGUGGAGGCAAGGGCGCUCACAAACGAAGGAGCGGGUCAAACAAGAAGAUGUUCGGGAACGCGGGCCUGCAUCCAAGCUCAGCUGCAGAGUCCGGUAAUGGAAUAUCCACCCGGACGCGUUCGAAGUCACCGCGAAUAACGCCAGAGGCCUAA
Histoplasma mississippiense is the source of this 1575-nucleotide messenger RNA. RefSeq lists its product as hypothetical. Bases 1 to 1575 code for a protein of 524 amino acids. Lineage: Eukaryota; Fungi; Ascomycota; Eurotiomycetes; Onygenales; Ajellomycetaceae. The transcript is spliced from 3 exons. The record is from RefSeq and is a predicted model, not a curated record. Gene Ontology annotation, biological process: endoplasmic reticulum tubular network organization. Gene Ontology annotation, cellular component: endoplasmic reticulum tubular network.